This is a messenger RNA of Quercus robur (English oak), 895 nucleotides long. Its product is annotated as 50S ribosomal protein L22, chloroplastic-like. Gene Ontology annotation, biological process: ribosome assembly; translation. The record is from RefSeq and is a predicted model, not a curated record. Bases 93 to 695 code for a protein of 200 amino acids. Gene Ontology annotation, molecular function: structural constituent of ribosome. The transcript has 2 exons. Gene Ontology annotation, cellular component: large ribosomal subunit; ribosome. NCBI's taxonomy places the organism in Eukaryota, Viridiplantae, Streptophyta, Magnoliopsida, Fagales, Fagaceae.
GGUUGACACACUUUUGUGGAUGUCGUUGUAAAAUUGUAAUCCCUCUCAACCAAAAGCAAAAACCUUAUCCUGCGCUGUGUCUGACUGAGCUCAUGGCCAUGGCUCUCACUCUUUCUCACGCGAUGUCUCGCUUGUCUCUCUUUCAUCAAAACUCUCAGAUUCCUCCCAACACCAACACUACUACAUCCAUUCACCCACUGAGAUUCCCAAAGCCUAAUAAUGACCUUUUAACGCUCAAAACUACUACUUUCAUUCCCAAUAAUACCCAUUACGCCCCUCUCCUCACUCGCCCACGCGCCACUGCUCAACCUCAAUCUGAAGGCAUUGUGACAAAGAAGGGACAGCAGGAUUCUUAUGCAGAAGCACGCGCAAUUGGUCGAUACAUACCUAUGUCUGCUAACAAAGCACGAAGAGCAAUUGAUCAGAUUCGCGGGCGUUCCUAUGAGGAAUCACUUAUGAUACUGGAACUCAUGCCUUACCGAGCAUGUGAUCCCAUUCUCAAAUUGGUUUAUUCUGCAGCAGCAAAUGCUAGUAAAAACAUGGGUUUGAAUGAAGCAAGUUUAAUAGUUAGUAAAGCUGAAGUCAAUGAGGGUCCUACUAGGAAAAAAGCUAGACCUCAAGCUCGUGGAAGAAUUCAUCCCAUCAGAAGGCGCUCGUGUCAUAUUACUGUUGUAUUGAAAGAUACAUCUUUGUGAUUAUGAAAGGCAUGCAACUCAACUUUUAAUACCAGUUCAACCUGAGAUGUUCGGCUUGUAAUGUUGAAAGACAUGCAACUGUUGUAGAUUCUGUAGGAACUUUAGAAGAACUGUAAUCCAUGUUUUUAAACCUAUCAUAUCUGCUGAAUUAUUUUGCAAAAUUGCAUAACCAAAAUGUGAUUCAACAAAAAUUGCUCAAA